This is a messenger RNA of Phaethon lepturus (White-tailed tropicbird), 543 nucleotides long. It is a transcript of the gene WNT2, whose product is annotated as wingless-type MMTV integration site family member 2. The transcript has 2 exons. Gene Ontology annotation, molecular function: cytokine activity; frizzled binding. The annotation marks the transcript as partial. NCBI's taxonomy places the organism in Eukaryota, Metazoa, Chordata, Aves, Phaethontiformes, Phaethontidae. Gene Ontology annotation, cellular component: extracellular region. The record is from RefSeq and is a predicted model, not a curated record. Gene Ontology annotation, biological process: neuron differentiation; multicellular organism development; cell fate commitment.
GUAGUCGGGAAUCUGCUUUUGUACAUGCCAUCUCCUCCGCUGGGGUUGUUUUUGCCAUCACCAGGGCAUGUAGCCAAGGGGAGCUGAAAUCCUGCUCCUGCGAUCCCAAGAAGAAAGGCUCUGCCAAGGACAGCAAGGGCCAUUUUGACUGGGGUGGCUGCAGCGAUAACAUCGACUAUGGUGUUAAAUUUGCCAGAGCCUUCGUGGAUGCCAAAGAGCGGAAAGGAAAAGAUGCGAGGGCGCUGAUGAACCUUCACAACAACAGAGCUGGAAGGAAGGCCGUGAAGCGGUUUUUGAAACAGGAGUGCAAAUGUCACGGUGUGAGUGGAUCAUGCACUCUAAGGACCUGUUGGCUGGCCAUGGCAGACUUUAGGAAAACAGGAGAUUAUCUAUGGAAGAAAUACAAUGGAGCGAUUCAGGUGGUCAUGAAUCAAGAUGGCACGGGUUUCACUGUGGCUAAUAAGAGAUUUAAGAAGCCAACUAAGAAUGACCUGGUAUACUUUGAAAGCUCUCCAGACUACUGUAUCAGGGACAGGGAUGUAG